Syzygium oleosum is the source of this 1076-nucleotide messenger RNA. Its product is annotated as zingipain-2-like. Lineage: Eukaryota; Viridiplantae; Streptophyta; Magnoliopsida; Myrtales; Myrtaceae. The transcript has 2 exons. Bases 40 to 1059 code for a protein of 339 amino acids. Gene Ontology annotation, cellular component: lysosome. Gene Ontology annotation, molecular function: cysteine-type endopeptidase activity. The record is from RefSeq and is a predicted model, not a curated record.
GUUAACCGCAGUUAACCUUCUGUAAUUGGUGUUGAAGCAAUGGCUUUAUCACUUGCAGGAAAAUUCUCUCUUUGCUUGGUACUAAUGUUGGCUUCACGGCCUUUGCAUGCAGCGUCUCGUAAUUUACCUGAAGCUUCCAUUCAGCAGAAGCAUGAGCAAUGGAUGGCUGAGCAUGGACGCGUUUACGCAGACAGUGAAGAGAAGGUCAAGCGUCUAGAGAUUUUUGCAGACAAUUUGCGGUUCAUUGAAGACUUCAACCGCGCGGGGAAUCACACUUUCGAGCUGGGCUUGAACGCGUACUCGGACCGAACCAGUGAGGAAUUCCUUCAAUUUAGUACUGGAUUGUUGUUGCCAUCGACUCCCCGCCAAAAAAAGACGUCGUUCAUGUAUGAAAACAUUACCCACAUCCCCGAUAGCAUGGAUUGGGUGGCAAAAGGAGCCGUAAAUGCUAUAAAAAACCAAGGUCGAUGUGGCUCUUGUUGGGCUUUCUCGGCGGUAGCGGCAAUAGAAUCGAUUACCCAGAUCAAGACUGGCAAGUUACUGGAACUAUCGGAGCAACAAUUGGUAGACUGUACUACAGGAAACUAUGGUUGCGCCGGGGGUUGGAUGGACACCGCCUUCGACUACAUUAUACAAAAUGGAGGCAUCACUUCUGAAACUAACUAUCCCUACAAUGCAUCGGACGGAAUAUGCCAUGCUCCCACGGCAUCCUCGAGCGUGGCCAAACUUGUGGGUUAUGAGGAUGUCCCUGCCAACAAUGAGGGGGAGAUCUUGAAGGCUGUGGCGAUGCAACCAGUCUCAGUUGCCCUUGACGGCAGUGGGCGGGAAUUCCAGUUGUACUCGAGCGGUGUUUUCAAUGGGAACUGCGGCACCGCAAUGUCCCACGCUGUCGCUAUUGUAGGCUAUGGGACAGCUGAGGAUGGAACCAAAUAUUGGAAGAUCAGGAACUCAUGGGGCAAGACGUGGGGUGAAGCUGGCUACAUGAAGAUUCAAAGAGAUUUUGCUCAACCAGAAGGAUUAUGUGGACUUGCCAUGCAUGCUUCUUAUCCUGUUGUCUAAUUAACAAUCGAUUAGGA